UUUUGUUAAGCCCAAAGAGACCCAGUAAUUUUAUCUUUUUUAAAAUCUAGGUUAGGUAUAUGUUCCUCUUUCUUUUUUGAAUUUGCCGCUGCUGUUAUCUGCUUUCUCCACUUUCUCAGGCUAGUCGCAGACUCGUAGUCCAAGUACUCCUCGCAGUCACCAUGGGGAAGACACGUGGUAUGGGAGCUGGUCGCAAGCUGAAGUCCCACCGGAGAAGACAAAGGUGGGCUGACAAGUCAUACAAAAAGUCCCACCUUGGGAAUGAGUGGAAGAAGCCAUUUGCAGGAUCUUCUCAUGCUAAAGGCAUUGUUCUUGAGAAGAUAGGUAUUGAGGCUAAGCAACCUAACUCUGCCAUCCGUAAGUGUGCUAGAGUUCAACUAAUAAAAAAUGGAAAGAAGAUUGCUGCAUUUGUGCCAAAUGAUGGUUGCUUGAACUUCAUCGAAGAGAAUGAUGAGGUGUUGAUUGCUGGAUUUGGACGUAAGGGUCAUGCUGUUGGUGAUAUUCCUGGUGUCAGGUUCAAGGUUGUGAAGGUUUCUGGUGUCUCCCUUCUUGCUCUUUUUAAAGAGAAGAAGGAGAAACCAAGGUCUUAAAUUUUAUCUUUUAAUUAUCUUCUAUUUACUGUAUUAAAUGUUACCCAUCUUGCAAUUUUGUCAGUUUUGGUACUUCUGCAGGGUUGAUAACAACCUAAACCAGUUCUUUCUGUACUCACUGUGUCAACCAUUAUAUGAGGAAUCUGUGUUUUUGGAUUACCAUAUA
Molecule: messenger RNA, 756 nt
Organism: Carica papaya (papaya)
Lineage: Eukaryota; Viridiplantae; Streptophyta; Magnoliopsida; Brassicales; Caricaceae
Product: small ribosomal subunit protein uS12
Biological process (GO): translation
Cellular component (GO): ribosome; small ribosomal subunit
Molecular function (GO): structural constituent of ribosome
Source: RefSeq, a predicted model, not a curated record